Molecule: messenger RNA, 900 nt
Organism: Salvia miltiorrhiza (redroot sage)
Lineage: Eukaryota; Viridiplantae; Streptophyta; Magnoliopsida; Lamiales; Lamiaceae
Exons: 2
Coding region: 1-900 (299 amino acids)
Source: RefSeq, a predicted model, not a curated record
AUGCUGCGGAAGUACACUGCCCGAUUUAAUCUCACUGCUCUGGAGGUUCCAGAGGCAGAGUCACAAAUAAAAAGCUGCGCAUAUGUUAGAGGGUUGAAGCCUGGGCUUUUCUUUGACGAGUUACAGAUCAGGCCAGCGAGAGAUUUUGAUGACGUCAUGUCAAGACUACCAGGGUAUUUGCAAUUAGAGGAUGCCCGAACGGCACGAAAGGCAGAAAAUGACAAGCAUGGGGCCAAAAGGGACGAGGCCGCACCAAAGCAGAACAACCGGAACCAAGAUCGGGCACCUUUCAGAAGAUACUGUGGACAUCUCAAGCACCAAUUGGAACUCUUGGUACGCCAUGGCAACCUGGAUCAAUUCAUAGCCAGAGGGAAAGAGGGUCAGGGUCAGCAAGCCCAGGGAAAUGACCAAAGACAAGCUCAGGGAAAUGACCGAGACCGACGUCCGAAGAAAAACCACGAUCAGCGCAGAGGGAUCAUACAGGCUAGGGUACCUCCCCACCCGGCCAGAAGGGAAGUGCACGUGAUCUUCGGGGAAAAUGGGUUACCAACCUCCAACCGAGCCAAGAAGCAGGUCGUGCGGGAAGUGAGGUCGGGAUACUACCCUAAACAAGUAAUGGAAAUCACGAAUGCAGCAGAGGAACCAGCCAUAACCUUCGGGUCAGAGGACCUGAGAACACUCAUGUACCCCCACCAUGACGCGUUGGUUUUCACGGUCGACAUAGCAAGCUGUAUUGUACAUCGUAUCUUCGUGGAUUCUGGGAGUGCGGUGAACAUUUUAUAUUUGGAAUGUCUCCAAGCUAUGGGGAUCGAAGCCACUAUCGAAUCCAGCGAACGCUCCUCUGUUCGGAUUUGGCGGAGAAAUCGUCAUGCCCCUAGGGUUUGUGGAGUUACCAGUUAG